Messenger RNA from Entelurus aequoreus (snake pipefish), 4099 nucleotides. It is a transcript of the gene epha6, whose product is annotated as eph receptor A6. NCBI's taxonomy places the organism in Eukaryota, Metazoa, Chordata, Actinopteri, Syngnathiformes, Syngnathidae. Gene Ontology annotation, cellular component: neuron projection; plasma membrane. Gene Ontology annotation, biological process: axon guidance; cell surface receptor protein tyrosine kinase signaling pathway; protein phosphorylation. Gene Ontology annotation, molecular function: transmembrane-ephrin receptor activity; protein binding; ATP binding. The record is from RefSeq and is a predicted model, not a curated record.
CCGGGAGCGGAACGAGCGGAUCGGGGCUUCUUUUUGGACGCUCUCGGUGACCAGCAGAUAUGAGUUUUGGACCAAGAAUUCUUCCUGUUGCACUUUUUAUUGGAAUUGUCCUCACUCGCUGCGGCCACUGCAACCAAGUGGUGCUGCUGGAUACCACGUCUGUGCUCGGCGAGCUGGGAUGGAAGGCCUAUCCUGUCAACGGGUGGGAUGCGAUCACAGAGAUGGACGAGCACAACCGGCCCAUUCACACCUUCCAGGUGUGCAGCGUGAUGGAGCCCAACCAGAACAACUGGCUCCGAUCCAACUGGAUUUCCCGGCAGGCGGCCCAAAAAAUCUACGUGGAGCUCCGCUUCACCCUGCGCGACUGCAACUCCAUCCCCUGGGUGUCCGGCACCUGCAAGGAGACCUUCAACCUCUUCUACCACGAGACGGACGAAGCCCACGCCGUGAAGUUCAAGCCGGCUCAGUACACCAAGAUCGACACCAUCGCCGCCGACGAGAGCUUCACUCAGAUGGACCUCGGGGAUCGCAUCCUGAAGCUCAACACGGAGGUGCGCGAGGUGGGACCCAUGACCAAGAGCGGCUUCUCGCUGGCGUUCCAGGACAUCGGCGCUUGCAUCGCCUUGGUCUCGGUGAGGGUUUACUACAAGAAAUGCCCUUUCACGCUGAGGAACCUGGCCUCGUUCCCGGACACGGUGCCUCGCGUGGACUCGUCCUCGCUGGUGGAGGUGAGGGGCGCCUGCGUGGACCACGCUGAGGAGCGGGACACGCCCAAGCUCUUCUGUGGAGCUGAUGGCGACUGGUUGGUCCCCUUGGGGAGAUGUGUCUGCAGUGUCGGCUACGAGGAGGUGGACGGAUCCUGCAUCGCGUGCCAGCCAGGCUUCUUCAAGGCGUUUGCAGGCAACAUCAAGUGUUCCAAGUGCCCGCCCCACAGUCACAGCUACGGGGAAGGUGCCGCCAUCUGCCGCUGUGAGCUGGGCUUCUUCAGGGCCGCCAAGGAUCCUCCUAUGGCGUGCACGCGUCCUCCUUCCCCUCCCCGCAACGUACUUUUCGCCCUGAACGACACGUGUCUGACGCUGGAGUGGUCGCCGCCCAGCGACGCCGGGGGCCGCCGGGACCUCACCUACGACGUCCGGUGCCAACGCUGCGGCGCCACACCGGAGCAGUGCCGGCUGUGCGAGGAAGACCUGCGCUUCCUGCCGCGGCCGUCGGGCCUGACCGGCGCCUCGGUCACCGUCACAGACUUCUCGGCGCACGCCAACUACACCUUCGAGAUCGAGUCGCUCAACGGGGUGUCGGGCAUGAGCUUGUUUCCUCGCCAGGUCGCCGUCAUAACCGUCAACACGGACCACCGCGGUCCGUCCCUGGCAGGCCCUCUGAAGAAGGACUGGGCGUCUCCCACCAGCAUCGCUCUCUCCUGGCAGCAGCCCACAGGAAGCCCGCUGCCCAUCCUGGACUACGAGAUCAAGUACUAUGAGAAGGAACAUGAGCAGCUGAGCUACUCCUCCACCAGCACCAAAGCCCCCAGUGUGAUCAUCACGGGUUUGAAACCGGCCACCUGGUACGUCUUCAGCGUGCGCACCCGCACGCCAGCUGGAUUCAGCUCCUUUGCCGCCAGAUACGAGUACCAGACCACGGGAGAUUCGUCGGACCUGGCCUCCGACCAAGGUCAGGUUUUGGUCAUCGUCACGGCAGCCGUGGGCGGUUUCACCCUCCUGGUCAUCCUCACCCUGUUCCUCCUCAUUACUGGAAGGUGUCAGUGGUACAUCAAGGCCAAGAUGACCUCCGAGGAUAAGAGGAGGACCAGUUAUCAGAAUGGACACGUUCCUUUUCCCGGGAUCAAGACCUAUGUGGACCCUGACACGUACGAGGACCCUGCCCAGGCCGUCCAUGAGUUUACCAAGGAGAUUGACCCGUCUCGGAUCCGGAUCGAGAGGGUGAUUGGAGCCGGUGAGUUCGGAGAAGUGUGCAGCGGGCGCCUGAGAACCCCCGGCAAGAAGGAGAUUGCGGUGGCCAUAAAGACGCUGAAAGGCGGCUACGUGGAGCGUCAGCGGCGGGAUUUCCUGCGCGAGGCGUCCAUCAUGGGCCAGUUCGACCACCCCAACAUCAUCAGGCUGGAAGGCGUGGUCACAAAAAGCAGGCCUGUGAUGAUUGUGGUGGAAUAUAUGGAAAAUGGCUCCCUGGACUCCUUUCUCAGGCAACACGACGGGCACUUCACCGUCAUCCAGUUGGUUGGCAUGCUGCGUGGCAUCGCCUCGGGCAUGAAGUACCUGUCGGACAUGGGCUACGUUCACAGAGACCUGGCCGCCCGCAACAUCCUGGUCAACAGCAACCUGGUGUGUAAAGUCUCAGACUUUGGACUGUCCCGAAUCCUGGAGGACGAUCCUGAGGCUGCUUACACCACAACGGGUGGGAAGAUCCCGAUCCGAUGGACCGCUCCAGAGGCCAUCGCCUACAGAAAGUUCUCCUCCGCCAGUGACGCUUGGAGUUAUGGCAUCGUUAUGUGGGAAGUGAUGUCGUACGGCGAGCGGCCAUAUUGGGAGAUGUCCAACCAGGAUGUGAUUCUGUCCAUUGAGGAGGGCUACCGGCUUCCAGCACCGAUGGGCUGCCCUGUGGCGCUGCACCAGCUGAUGCUGCACUGCUGGCAGACGGAGAGAAGUCGUCGGCCCAGAUUCACAGAUGUCGUCUCCUUCUUGGACAAACUCAUCCGCAACCCCAGCAGCUUACUGCCGCUGGUAGAAGACAUUCAGAGUCUACCAGAGUCUCCGGGGGAGGAAAUGGACUACCCAAUGUUCAUCUCCAUUGGCGACUGGCUGGACUCCAUCAAAAUGAGCCAAUACAAAAGCAACUUUAUGGCGGCGGGCUACGACACGCUGGAUUCAGUAGCGAGGAUGAGCAUCGAAGAUGUGAGGCGUACUGGAGUGGACCUGAUCGGCCACCAGCGGCGGAUCAUCAGCAGCAUCCAGAGUGUCCACCUGCAGCUGCUGCACGAACAGGAGAAAGGCUUCCACGUAUGAGGUCAUCCCUGACCAUGGUCUGGGACCAGCAGAUUGACGGAAGUGAAGUGUAGACUGUGGCACGCACUCUUCGGUUCCGAAGCCCUGGUUCAGUCUGUUCUAAAGAGGUCACAGGAGUGGCCUCCUCCAUCCUUCCGUAGUAACUGACUCUUUUUCUACGACACACCCCCCCCUUACCCAGCCAACCUGGUCCCACCAGACUGUUUUUAGACCCUCCAGUCUGGCCCGGACCCUUACUUAGGGGAAUGUAAUGCCUUGUUACAGCUGCCGACUUCAAAUAUCUAGACGGGUAGAUCUAUGGACAUGAUCUACUGAAUCUUUGGAUUCUUUUUUUGUUUUCUUUUGUGCUCAUGUUGCUGCUCCUGCGUGUGCAAAAAAAGAUGUUUUUGUCCUCAGAAAGAGAGAGGGGGGGAUAAAAAGAAACACACCCUCGCUACUUUUAUUUUGAAAUUUGAAGGUAUAUUGAUACUUGAAGAGAGGGGUGGAAAGAUGUAUUGAAUGUUCGAGUGUAUAGAAGAGCCAAUCAGUAAUGAUCAUAAUCUUAUAUGGAUAUAUGUGCAGAUCUUUAUGUCAAAGUGACUCUAAAUCUUAUUUCAAAUCAUAUUUAUUUAUGUCCGAUCAGCAAUAAUCAUGCAGUCACCUCAGUGUCUCACGACUUGUGCAAUGAGAGACGUCCGUGUUUUUAGCGCCACACGCUGAGCUAACUGAACCGUGAAAACCGUACACUCUUUUAUGAAUCCGCCAGGAACUUUUUGCGAAUGUGCAUUUCAAAGAGUUGCCCGACAGGAAAAACGAUCACCACUGUCUUAACUUCCCAACGUUCACAGAAGUCAUGGAAGAGGAACUGCGCUCUUUUGGAAUGUUUUGCCUAUUAUUCACAAUCCGUCAAUACGGUUGUAUUUUUUUUUUGUAUGUGUUAUAUAACUCGUAAUAUACAGCAAGUACGAGGUUGAUAACGACGCAGCUAAUAAGAACGCACUAUCCCGACUCGGGGUGGAACGGUACACAAAAAUGUUGGGUCGGUACGUACACUACCGUUCAAAAGUUUGGGGUCACAUUGAAAUGUCCUUAUUUUUGAAGGA